Molecule: messenger RNA, 1706 nt
Organism: Hevea brasiliensis (rubber tree)
Lineage: Eukaryota; Viridiplantae; Streptophyta; Magnoliopsida; Malpighiales; Euphorbiaceae
Product: protein NRT1/ PTR FAMILY 4.5-like
Exons: 4
Coding region: 3-1667 (554 amino acids)
Biological process (GO): transmembrane transport
Cellular component (GO): membrane
Molecular function (GO): transmembrane transporter activity
Source: RefSeq, a predicted model, not a curated record
CUAUGGAGGGGCUGGAGAACAUGGCAUUUGUCUCAAAUGCUAUAAGCCUUGUGACUUAUUUCUAUGGGUAUAUGAACUUCAGCUUAACAAAAUCUGCCACCUCGCUUACCAACUUCAUGGGAACUUCCUUUUUAUUAACACUGUUUGGAGGCUUCAUCUCAGACACAUUCUUGUCUAGAUUCAAGACUUGCGUCUUGUUUGGAUUCAUAGAACUACUGGGAUACGCUAUCCUAACAGUUCAAGCACACUUCCAUCAACUAAGGCCAAUACCUUGCAAAGGUGUUGCUCCAGAUCAUAUGAAUCAAUGUGAUGCAGCAAAUGGGAGCCAAGAAGCGAUUCUUUUCACUGGUCUUUACCUUGUUGCAUUUGGUACUAGUGGGGUUAAAUCUGCUUUGCCAGCCUUGGGUGCUGACCAAUUCGAUGAAAAGGACCCUAAGGAAGCAGCUUAUUUAUCUAGCUUUUUCAACUGGUUCUUGUUUAGUCUCACCUCUGGAGCUAUAAUAGGUGUCACUUUUCUUGUCUGGAUAAGCACCAACCAAGGCUGGGAAUGGUCAUUUGCAGUGUGUACCAUAUCAGUCUUGUUUUCUAUACUGUUCUUGUGCAUGGGGAAGUCCCUGUAUCGAACUAAUGUGCCUAAAGGAAGCCCCAUUCUUCGCAUUGCUCAGGUUUUUGUGGCUGCAAUACGAAAUCGAAAUCUUCCAAUCCCGGAGAUGACAGAUGAAUUGCAUGAAAUUCAUGACAAAGAAGCAGGGAAGCAAGAUGAAAUCCUAGAAAGGACUGAUCAAUUCAGGUUUCUUGACACGGCAGCAAUUGUAAGGACAAACAAUGGUGCAUCAACAUCAAUCACCCUUGGACCCUGGAGCCUAUGCACAGUUACACAGAUUGAAGAAACAAAAAUCCUACUUCGCAUGCUCCCAAUUAUACUUAGCACAGUCUUCAUGAACACAUGUUUAGCUCAACUUCAAACUUUCACAAUCCAACAGAGCACCACAAUGGACACAAGUUUUAUUGGAUUUCACAUACCUGGCCCCUCAAUUCCAGUAAUCCCCCUGCUUUUCAUGUUUGUUCUGAUCCCCAUAUAUGAUCGCAUUUUUGUUCCACUAGCUCGGAAGAUCACAGGAAUUCCCACUGGAAUUCGAUACCUUCAAAGAAUUGGGGUAGGGCUAGUGCUGUCAGCUAUCUCCAUGGCAGUUGCUGGAUUUGUGGAAACACACCGCAAAUCUGUAGCUAUUGAACACAACAUGGUCGACUCUAUUGAGCCAUUGCCAAUGAGCGUGUUUUGGUUGGGAUUCCAAUAUGCCAUUUUUGGAGCAGCUGAUAUGUUCACCUUGGUUGGACUGCUAGAAUUUUUCUACGCAGAGAGCUCAGCUGGGAUGAAAUCAUUGAGCACAGCCAUCUCAUGGUGCUCCUUAGCUUUUGGGUAUUUCAUGAGCUCAGUGGUGGUGGCGAUAGUGAACAAAGUUAGUGGUGGAUGGUUGGCUAAUAACAACUUGAACAGAGACAAGUUGAACUACUUCUAUUGGUUGUUGGCAGUGUUGAGCAUUGUAAAUUUUGUUUUAUAUUUGGUGUGUGCAUCUUGGUAUAGAUAUAAGAAGGUGGAAGUGAAGCAAGUAGAAAAUUCUGGUGAAGCCGAUGCCAAGGGAAAGGCUGAAUUGGUAGGAAUUUAGAAAUGUUAGAAGAAAACAGAAUUUCCAAAAGGGUUUCCU